Molecule: messenger RNA, 923 nt
Organism: Hevea brasiliensis (rubber tree)
Lineage: Eukaryota; Viridiplantae; Streptophyta; Magnoliopsida; Malpighiales; Euphorbiaceae
Product: vacuolar protein sorting-associated protein 2 homolog 3
Exons: 11
Coding region: 139-777 (212 amino acids)
Biological process (GO): endosome transport via multivesicular body sorting pathway; late endosome to vacuole transport; protein transport
Cellular component (GO): ESCRT III complex; multivesicular body
Source: RefSeq, a predicted model, not a curated record
UUAUAAUAUGAAAGAUGAGCUUUCGUCCCUUUUUCGAGCCAAAAGCAAAGAGCUCUCUCUGCACCUGCGCCUCUGCUCACAUCAUCUCCAUUAAGAAACCUCAAGUAUAUUGCACAUAACCUAAUUCCAGCUCGAAAAAUGAACAUCUUCAACAAGAAACCUAAUCCAAGAGAGGCUCUUCGACAGAGCAAGAGAGAAAUGCAACAUGCUACUAGAGGUAUAGAGAAGGAAAUUGGGGCACUCCAAUCAGAGGAAAAGAAGCUUGUUGCGGAGAUAAAAAGAACAGCUAAGACGGGAAAUGAGGCAGCAACCAAAAUUCUAGCCCGGCAGCUAGUCAGGCUUAGGCAACAAAUAGCUAGCUUACAAGCAAGUCGUGCUCAAAUGAGAGGCAUAGCAACUCAUACUCAGGCAAUGCAUGCCCAUUCUUCAGUUGCUGUUGGUUUGAAAAAUGCCACAAAAGCAAUGACAUCUAUGAAUAAGCAAAUGGCUCCUGCAAAGCAAGCAAAGGCUAUAAGGGAAUUUCAGAAGCAGUCAGCGCAGAUGGAUAUGACUACAGAAAUGAUGUCAGAAGCCAUAGAUGAUGCUUUGGAUGAUGAUGAGGCUGAAGAGGAGACUGAUGAGUUGACGAAUCAAGUGCUAGAUGAAAUUGGUGUUGAUGUUGCCUCACAGUUGUCAACGGCACCAAAGGGUAAAAUUGCAGGGAAGAAUAAAGAAGAUGUUGGCAGUUCGGGCAUUGGUGAACUUGAUAAGAGGUUGGCAGCUCUGAGAAACCCUUAAAAGUUUUUAUCCUACCAAUCGCAGCUACAGUCCAUAAGUUGAUUCUUCCAGGCAUUUUACGCUGUAGAUAAUUCUCUUCUGUUUUCCUGAAGAUGUUUAGCUUGUAGUAAUUUUUUUCCCCUUGUGAAUGAAAAACUAUUUCAUUA